AUGGUGCACUGCACAUUGAUCUUUCUUCUUCUAUAUGCAUGCGCCGCUGGGUUCGAGAUCGACUACAGCCACUGGGUGGACGAGCAGAAGAGGCACACGGCGGAGCUGACGUCGGUGCUCCAGGGGCAGCAGACAUCGGAGCUGGAGCUCCGCCUGCUGGUGGAGACGGGGCUCAGCAACUACGAGCGCCUGUUCAGGAUCAAGGCGGCGGCGGCCAACGCAGACGUGUUCUACGUCAUGUCGGGCUUGUGGAAGACCCCCGCCGAGAGGUUCUUCCUCUGGAUCGGCGGGUUCCGGCCGUCGGAUGUCCUCAAGGAUGUAAGCAAUCUCAUGCACCUGUUGUUGCUCGCAAGGUUCAUCCCUCACAAGUACAAGAUCAAAGACUCGAAAGCUUAGGAGUGGUGGGGAGUUGACUAUGAGAUAAAGAAUCAUGCGAUCCACAUUUCCCUACAUGGUGGAGGAUACAGAGCACUCGUUCCAGAGUAUAAUCUUGUCUUGUGUUGCCACCUAUUUAUCACUUGAGCAUAUACAAUGAAUGUUUCUUAAGAUGUCAAUAUUUGCUUAUAAUAUAGUGACUUCCCAGUA
Zea mays is the source of this 585-nucleotide messenger RNA. RefSeq names its product transcription factor TGAL6. The record is from RefSeq and is a predicted model, not a curated record. The transcript is spliced from 4 exons. Bases 1 to 396 code for a protein of 131 amino acids. Gene Ontology annotation, biological process: DNA-templated transcription. Gene Ontology annotation, molecular function: sequence-specific DNA binding. NCBI's taxonomy places the organism in Eukaryota, Viridiplantae, Streptophyta, Magnoliopsida, Poales, Poaceae.